CGGGGAGGCGGCGCGCGGCCCGCAGCCCGCCCAUGGAGGCUUUCCCUUGGGCGCCCCGCUCGCCCCGCCGCGGCCGCGCCCCCGCGCCCAUGGCGCUCGUUCCCAGCGCCCGCUACGUGAGCGCCUCGGGCCCGACAAACCCUCAGCCCUUCAGCUCGUGGAACGACUACCUGGGGCUCGCCACCCUCAUCACCAAGGCGGUGGGCAGCGAGUCGCGCUUCGGCUGCGCCGGUGGCGGUAGCGGGGACGGCGGCGGCGGCUCCCCGCCCUCCUCCUCCUCUUCGUCCUGCUGUUCCCCGCACGCGAGCGCCGGGCCCGGGACGCUGGCACCAGCCCUGGGGCGACCCGACUACGACGAGGAGGAAGACGACGCGAGCGACGACCCGGGCUCCCGGGGCCGCUGCGCGGGGGGCGCGCUGGAGCUGCGCGCGCUGGAGCUGUGCGCGGGCCCCGCCGAGGCCGGGCUGCUGGAGGAGCGCUUCGCCGACCUGAGCCCCUUCGCGGGCCGCGCCACCGCCGUGCUGCUGGGCUGCGCGCCUGCCGUCGCCACCGAGGGGACUCCGCGUGGGGAAAGGGUCGCGGCGUGGGCGGCUGAACCCCGGCUGCACGCGGCCCCCGGGCCGGCCGCCGCCCGACUGCUCAAGCCGGAGCUGCAGGUGUGCGUGUUCUGCCGGAACAACAAGGAGGCGGAGGCGCUCUACACCACGCACAUCCUGAAAGGGCCCGACGGGCGCGUGCUGUGCCCCGUGUUGCGCCGCUACACGUGCCCCCUGUGCGGCGCCAGCGGCGACAACGCGCACACCAUCAAAUACUGCCCUCUUUCCAAAGCGCCGCCACCACCGCCUACCGCUCGGCCGCCGCCGCGCAGCGCCCGAGACAGCCUGGCGUGCAAGAAGCUGCGCUGAGGACCACAGCCGAUGUUGUGGGCUCGCCGAGCCGGGUCUGCUCCCGAGCCUCUGUGGCCGCCCCGGAACCCACUCGGCACGGGGUCUCGGGAGUUUGGCAAAGCAACCGAUUCUGAGGACGACUUUGGCGCUGAGCGCCUGGGACUGGACACUCAAGUCUGCAUCUCCCCGGUUUCUCGUGGCUGGGUGUUAUUUUCCGCUGGCUGAACACGGCAAUUCCGCGUACCUGUUUUAGAUGCGCAUCAGUAUGGAAUCUCGCUCUAAUCUUGGAUAUUUCGUUUUACCAACGGAGGCACCUUAUUAGGUCUGGAAUAUUUUUAAUGGCCUCUGAACUGAGCUUAAAACUGGCGAUUUUAUGGAAUGUCGACAAAAAUGACUAUUUUAUUGUUUGACGCAAGUAAUGCUUUAGUUGUCCUUAUUCAGUUACUCUAAUUCCAGGUGGGGUAAGCCCCUGGUGCCUUCACCGUAAACUUGACAGUAUUAGUUUGGACGGAGCUCGUUUCCUUCCUAGCUGGAGGUGUAAGACGUGCAUCUGUAGCAGAUAGAAUACAGCUCAUGCUUUUCUGUACCAGCUCUUUUAUUAUUCAACUAGCCUUUUUCACCUUUAGAAAUUGUGCCAAGUCAUAACCAUAUUGUGUAUACACUUGGAAAUGGUGCUGUUAAAGUGUAUUUAUAGUAUUAACAGUAUUUGCAUUUACUUAUGUCACAACUCCUAGUUGGCCUUUUCUCCUGGGCGUCCAACCCGCUUACAGCUCUCUGGAAAUGUUUGGUGUUACGACCAGAAGAGGGAGGAAGGUAACACAGGGGCAAUAGCCUAGCCUGAACUGCUUGGACUGGGCUCCACAGUGGAGCAAGGUUGACCCCAGCUGUCGCCUCUCACCGGCUCCUGGAGCUCUGGGAGGCUUGUGUACUAGCGUGCGAGGAAGGGCUUGGCUCUGCUGGGUCUGGCUCAUGCCAGGAUGUGCAAAGGCACU
Molecule: messenger RNA, 1879 nt
Organism: Ochotona curzoniae (black-lipped pika)
Lineage: Eukaryota; Metazoa; Chordata; Mammalia; Lagomorpha; Ochotonidae
Gene: NANOS1
Product: nanos C2HC-type zinc finger 1
Exons: 1
Coding region: 33-905 (290 amino acids)
Biological process (GO): negative regulation of translation; oogenesis
Cellular component (GO): perinuclear region of cytoplasm
Molecular function (GO): mRNA binding; zinc ion binding
Source: RefSeq, a predicted model, not a curated record